AUGGGGCGUCAAACCAUUGACUUGGAACCCCAAUGCCACUCGCACAAGCACUUCCGAAAUGCCUUGACUGAGCUCUCCAAAGGUCGCUACACAUGCAAGUGUCACCAUGUUGGACUUGAAAGUUACUGCCGCCUCCCCUUUUUGUUCUUCCAAUCUGUACAGUUCAUAUGCGUUUCUUUUUCAUUAGUGUGUGGAUCCCUGCCUGACAUUUGUAAUACGAACUGCGCGUUUGUCUCUACUCAGGUGAAGAGGCGGAACUCAGAGGAAAGCUCUACUCAAUGGACUACUGGGAUUGCUGAGGUUCAACUCCCCAUUGAAUUCAAGCUAAAGAAUAUUGAGGAAACAGAGGCUGCCAAAAAGCUCCUACAGGAAAAGAGGCGCAUGGGUCGAAUGAAAACAGAAUCUAGCAUCCCUGCAAGUUAUAGUGCAGAUUAUUUCCAACGUGGCAGAGACUAUGCCGAAAAGCUUAGAAGAGAUCAUCCCGAGCUGUACAAGGAGAGAGGUGUAGAGGAUGCUGGUCAGGAAUCUAGACCAACUGAUUCUGGUACAGAUGCAGCAGGACGAAGGCAAGCUGCAACAGAUGAGUUCAUGCUUGAGCGCUUUCGCAAACGUGAACGCCAUCGUGUGAUGCGGAGAUAACACGCAGCUGAGAAUUCAUUGCAUCUCAGUGUCAGAUCAAAUAUGGUCUGUGUAAUGGAUUAUCACUGUGUGUUCUAACUUAUCCUGCACUUAUCAAAAGGAAAGCAAAUAAAUUAAAACCUAAAAAGAACAAAAAGCUUAUCCUGCCUCUAUAUGCUGGUUCAUUCAGCUACGUGCACACGGCCAUGAGAAAAGUUUGAUGCUUUUAUCUCUAUAAAUACCUGUGGUGGUGGUCUUUGUAAUGAUUGAAAGCUUCCGGAGAUGUAAACUGUCAGUGACUAUUGUUGUGACUUGAUGGAGGAUACAAAAUUUGAUUCGUGACAGUAAAAUUUAUCCAAAUUCCCUACAGUUGGAAAGGAGUGGAGAGGAAGGAGGAUUGCUUUCGGUGCAAGUUUCACAAUGCAAAAAUAUUUCAUCUU
This is a messenger RNA of Camellia sinensis, 1058 nucleotides long. NCBI's taxonomy places the organism in Eukaryota, Viridiplantae, Streptophyta, Magnoliopsida, Ericales, Theaceae. The record is from RefSeq and is a predicted model, not a curated record.